CUUGUGCCUUCCAGGUCCAGACUUGUCUUUACAUCGUCCUUACGCUGAAGAAGGACAGAGUCACUACCAAAGGGUUCCUGGGAAAUGCAGGUGCUGAUAUGUUCCAGAACCUGAGCUGUUCUCUGAAGGUGAACGGGGCUGACAGACAGAACGUCACGGUCAUCAGGAAGAAAGGUUCAGACGAGUGUACCCAGAACACCUGCUGUGACGGCUUCAUCCUCAACCAGAACGUUCUCAGCGGAGUGAGGCAGACUGGGAUGUCUGGCCUGGCCAAGGCGAACAGGAUCUGUGGGGCUGGAGUCACCUACAAUAAACUGCAGAAACAGUUCAUCUUUAACUUUGGAGGACAAGACUUCAACAUCACUGAUACAGCUCUGCCAACAUCAAGCAAGAACAAAACUGACUACCAGGCCACCAUUAUUGGGUUCCAAGGCAUUUACCUCUGGAAAGAGUCUGACAUGACCACUCGUCCCAAGACCUCCCCAGCCUGUAGCAGUGUCCUCCCACAACAAGCCCCCAGAGUUGUUCUGUCGGAUGCAGUGAAGGAGACGUUUGUGACCCUGGACAGCAGUGCUGUUGUUGUGGACUCUGAACGGGACAUCCCCAGCCUGCACUACUGGAUCUUUAAACAUCAGUUCUCUGCACAGGAGGCUCAGCUGUGGUGUCUGAAACGCUGUGAGGAGGAGGAGCUGUGCCACUUGGCUGAUGUGAGAGAUGAGAGCUCAGUGUACUUUACCUGCGCCCUGUACCCAGACACCCAGGUGUGUGGGGCCUACGACAAACCCCUGAGACAGGCCUGCAGCCCUGUGCUCCCCCAGCAACCCCACACCGCUCACACCAAGAAGG
Molecule: messenger RNA, 846 nt
Organism: Oncorhynchus gorbuscha (pink salmon)
Lineage: Eukaryota; Metazoa; Chordata; Actinopteri; Salmoniformes; Salmonidae
Product: thyroglobulin-like
Exons: 8
Biological process (GO): thyroid hormone generation
Source: RefSeq, a predicted model, not a curated record